Messenger RNA from Sturnus vulgaris (Common starling), 645 nucleotides. Lineage: Eukaryota; Metazoa; Chordata; Aves; Passeriformes; Sturnidae. The record is from RefSeq and is a predicted model, not a curated record.
CUCGGCUUUAAAGAGCGGCGGCCGCGCCCCGUCGGGCUGGCCGGGAAGGAAGCUGCGGUGUCGGGCAGACGGCGGCCCCGGAGCUCGGAGCGGCUCCAGCACAGAGCGGGGUCCCUGCUCCCUGCACAGGGCAAUCCUCACACCUUCUCCUCUUCCCCUGCAGCACCACAGCUUCCAGUUCCACCUGCGACUCCGCAGGUUGUGGUUCUGGGCUGUCCCUCCGACUGGGUUGGAUACAAUGGAGUGUGCUACUACUUCUCAAGUGAUUCCAGAAGCUGGGAGCAGAGUCAAGAGCGGUGCUCCGAGCUCGGGGCCUCGCUGGCCAUUCUCAAGGAGGAAGAAAUGGAUUUUUUCUUUCUCCUCCGCGGGAACGGCGAUUACUGGCUCGGGCUGCGCAGACGGGGCGAGCAGCUGCAGUGGGAGGACGGCAGCAGCUUCAGCUCCUGGGCUCCUGUCCUUGGCAAUUCCGAGUGUGUGUACCUGGCUGACAAUAAAUUCAGGAGUGUGAUGUGCUCCAAUCCGCAGCCGUAUCUGUGCAGCAAGGCCCGAGCUCCCCUGUAACAGGGGGUGGAGAAAGGACCUUCUCCCUGCUGGGCAGUGCCACCUUCCCCUCUUAGGCCGGCACAGGGCUGUGCUUUCUCAGCU